AUGCUAAACUCAUAUGGAUCCGGGUUUAUCUCCCGACCUACAAGGGAUACCACCCCCGUGGCACACAUAACGAACAGUCAUGAUAAUCAUCGGACAGCCCGAGGGCUACACCAAAAUACGCUCAUGCCCUCCCGAAAUUAUGGAACACAAACCCCACAACACGGACGCACCCUUACCCACACACACGGCACUCAGGACACUGAGAGGAGAGACGCACGAAUCCACUCAGGACACAAUACACAAUCCAAGACGAAGAGACCUGUGAGUCUCCUAACAAUGGAGGUUGGACGAGAGGCCUGCGAGCCUCAGCACAUUCUGUACACAAAUCAAAACUGCUAUAUACGAAACUGCUAUAUAUAAACCAUAUACAUACGGCUUGCUCAAUAGGCCAAGUCGCAGAAGAAAAAUGUAAUUGAGAAUACUCGUGACACUUGAUAAAAGGGACUUGCAAGUCCGUCAACAUUGUGGGCCUGCGAGCCCAACUAAACAUCAGUGUUUUCUUAUCUUCUGAUAACUCACCUUGGAGACCUGCGAGUCUCAAAAUCUUGAAUAAUCUAUACAAAUAAAAAUUAUAUUCACAAAAAAAAAUAAUAAUAAUAUCAGGAAGUAUUACUUUACUGAGAGGGUAGUGGAUGCAUGGAAUAGCCUUCCAGCUAAAGGGGUAGAGGUUAACACAGUAAAGGAGUUUAAGCAUGCGUGGGAUAGGCAUAAGGCUAUCCUAACUAUAAGAUAAGGCUAGGGACUAAUGAAAGUAUUUUACAAAUUGGGCAGACUAGAUGGGCCAAAUGGUUCUUAUCUGCCGUCACAUUCUAUGUUUCUAACCCUAACUAUAUAUGUCUAGCUUAAUCCAACACUAGCUAACCCUUAGCCUUUCCUUAUACACCCCUGAUACUAACCCUAGUCACAACCCUAAUUCUAUAUCUAUCCUAAUCCUACACUAACUAUAACACUAAAAUUAACCUAACAUCAAUGCAAAACCCAUCGAAGUGUAAGUGUACAGAUUAAGUAUAAAGUAUGCAUUUCUCAUUAUAGGUAUACACUUUAUACACAGCUGGAUGUAAUAUUGCAACAAAUAUGCUUGGUAACAAAAGACAGAACACUACAAAAGUAAAAUCGAAUGAUGUGAAUUAAACACAAAAUUUAGUUGAACAAGAAAAUAAUAAUAAUACCCUUGUCUGCCAUAAACGUCAAGGUUCCAAAAGCAAUAAAAGUUAUAUAUACACAAAGCAUGACAUUGGCAGCAAUGAGUACAAGAACCUCUAUAUAUUUAAUAGAAGCCUAUACAAACUUGACAUUUUUAAAAACAUGUUGUUUAUAUGAACUGCACGUUAGUUGAAUUAAUACUUUAAAUGGUAGGAAUAGCCAAGACAAUUUUAUGGUGCUAUCUAACUUGUUUGUACUUUGUAGGUUUCCCGAUAGACUGUGAUAAACUUCCUAAAGGCAGUCAAAGUGGAGUGUAUGUGAUCAAGCCUAGUUCUUCACCUCCCCUGGUGGUUUUCUGUGAAAUUGAUGAUGAAGGCAAUCGUUGGACUGUAUUGCAGAGGAACACCCUGAAAACUGAAAUCACUUGGUAUGAGUCCUGGACAACCUACAAGUAUGGCUUUGGCAACGUGCUGCAAGAUCACUGGCUGGGCAAUGAGUACAUCCAUUUGUUGACUGCCCAACGUCCCUAUAUGGUGCGCUUUGUGAUGGUUGACAAGAAUGAUAAGGAAUUUUAUGCUGACUAUGAUAUCUUCAGCAUUGACCAAGAGGUCAAUGGAUAUACCCUUCGCCUGGGAAGAUAUUCAGGCACAGCUCCAGACUUUCUUACUACUUUCGACUCAGGAAAUGUGCAUGACAAUAUGAAGUUCUCCACUAAGGAUAAGGAUCAGGACCGGAGCAGUUCACACUGCGCCGCCAGUUACGGAGGAUGGUGGUUCGAUAACUGCCAGCUUGUUCACUUGAAUGCCAAGGGCUACAUAUUGUGGAAGAGUAUCUGCAGUGGUGACUGUACUAAGUCCAAGAUUAUGGUCAAACCCACAGGUAUCUGCUGA
This is a messenger RNA of Pelobates cultripes (western spadefoot toad), 2033 nucleotides long. NCBI's taxonomy places the organism in Eukaryota, Metazoa, Chordata, Amphibia, Anura, Pelobatidae. The record is from the annotation of a GenBank genome assembly.